Vanrija pseudolonga is the source of this 834-nucleotide messenger RNA. RefSeq lists its product as uncharacterized. The coding region runs from base 1 to 834 and encodes 277 amino acids. The record is from RefSeq and is a predicted model, not a curated record. Lineage: Eukaryota; Fungi; Basidiomycota; Tremellomycetes; Trichosporonales; Trichosporonaceae. The transcript has a single exon.
AUGCCGCUCAGCUACGAAGUCUUCAUCACCCCGCCGCUCGCGUUCGCGACCAAGGCCCCGCCGCCGCCCGACGGCGCGCAGUCCGAGUGGAACCCGCUCUCCACGACCCUCAUCUCGGGCGAGCGCGACGCAGUCCUCGUCGACCCGCCCUUCACGAUCAAGGAGACCGAGGCCGUCGCGCAGUGGUUCGCCGGGAAGAACAAGCGCCUCACGCACAUCUUCGUGACCCACGGACACGGCGACCACUGGUUCGGCGCGGCGUCCCUGCUCAAGCGGUUCGGCGGCGUCGUUGUCGCGAGCGCGGGGACGAUCAAGGAGAUGGAGAAGAGCCGCGUCGUCAAGGACGCCUACUGGGGCGCCAUCUUCCCUGGGCACAUUCCUGCGGACAUCGCCAUCGAGCCGCUCGCCGCGGAGAGCUUCGCGCUCGAGGGCGAGACGCUCGCCAUCGUCGAGGCGGGCCACACGGACACGGACGCAAGCACGUUCCUGCACGUGCCGAGUCUUGACCUGCUCGUCGCCGGAGACGUGGUCUACGACGGCCCGCACCAGAUGCUCGCGGAAGGCGCGGGCGACGGGCUCGAGCAGUGGCUCAAGGCCGUCGACAUCGCAGAGAGCUACAAGCCCAAACUCAUCGUCGCGGGGCACAAGGUCGCCGGGCACGACGACGACGCCGCGCGCAUCCUCGGCGAGACGCGCGCGUACCUCCAGACCGCGGUCGCGCUGCGCUCGUCCGCGGCCGACCCCGCCGCGUGGUACAAGGCUAUGAGGGAGAAGUUCCCCCAGCGUACCAACCCCCACGUUGCUUGGUUCGGCGCGCUGGCUCUGUACAAGUAG